This is a messenger RNA of Zea mays, 1751 nucleotides long. RefSeq names its product flavonol-3-O-glycoside-7-O-glucosyltransferase 1. The transcript has a single exon. The coding region runs from base 99 to 1547 and encodes 482 amino acids. Gene Ontology annotation, molecular function: UDP-glucosyltransferase activity. The record is from RefSeq and is marked validated. NCBI's taxonomy places the organism in Eukaryota, Viridiplantae, Streptophyta, Magnoliopsida, Poales, Poaceae.
AAAAGAAGACUAGCCAAGUUCCACCCCCGCGAAAGCGAAACGACACCAACUCACCAAGCCGCCCAGCUGCGCCACGUCCCACGACACCAGACCUCGACAUGUCGCAGUCGGAACCCGAGCGAUCGCACGCGGACUCGCCUCUCCACCUCGUCUUCGUGCCAUUCCUCGAGCGCAGCCACUUCGCCCCGCUCGCGGCCAAAGCGGCCUCCUCCGCAGCCGCCGGUGCAGAGCACGAGGUCGCCGCCACCACCACGGCCGCCAUCGUCACCACGGCACACUUCGCCGCCCUCGCACCGGCGUCCGUGCCAGUCCACGCGGCGCCGCUCCGCUGCCCCGGCGGGUACGAGGACUUCUCCCUCCUCCCGGACGACGCCUCCGCCGCGCCGACCUUCUUCGCCGCCGCCGAGGCCGCCCUUGCGCCGGCGCUCACCGCCGCCAUCCGCGCCCACCACCACGGCGGCGGCGGCGGCCGCCCCGUGGCGGUCGUCUCGGACGCCGUGCUCUACUGGGCCCCGCGCGUCGCGCGCGACUGCGGCGUGCCGCACGUCACCUUCCACACCAUCGGCGCCUUCGCCGCGGCGGCCAUGGUCGCGCUCCAUCUCUACCGCCCCGAGGUGCACACGGACCGGUUCGCCGUCCCCGGGGGCUUCCCGCGCCCCGUGACGAUCCACAGAGCGCAGGUCAACGAGGAGGCGCUGGCGCACCUCCCUCUCUUCCGUGCCGCGGAGGCCCAGAGCUGCGCCGUCGUGUUCAACAGCGUCGCUGCGCUCGACGCCGACUUCGCCGCGUACUACCGUAGCCAGCUCCCGGGGACGCCCAAGGAAGUGUUCCUCGUCGGCCCCACGGUCUCUCCAUCUCCACUCGCCGUCGCCAGCGGCGGUACGGAGCGGGACCCGAUUCUGCAGUGGCUCGAUGGCCGGGACGAGGGGUCGGUGGUGUACGUGUGCUUCGGGAGCACGUGCUCGCUGGGGGAGACCCAGCUUCGUGAGCUGGCCACCGGGCUGCGCGCGUCGGGCCGGCCGUUCGUCUGGGUGGUCUCGACGACGCCUCGCGGGGACGGCGGCUGCGCGGAGCGGGAGGCGCGCGCGUCCAGCAACGGCAUGGUGGUGGCCGGGCGGUGGGCGCCACAGGCGGAGAUCCUGGCGCACCGCGCGGUGGGAGGCUUCGUCACCCACUGCGGCUGGAACUCGGUGCUGGAGGCCGUGUCCGCCGGAGUGCCGCUCGCGACGUGGCCGCUCCGCGCGGAGCAGUUCCUGAACGAGCUGUUCCUCGUGGAGGUGCUCCGCGUGGGCGUGCGGGUACGCGAGUCGGACUUGGAGGCUGUGGUGCCGGCUGAUGCGGUGGUGCGCGCCGUGGGGAGGCUCAUGGGUGAUGACCAGCAGGACGAGGAGGUGUUAGCGGCGAGGAAAGCCAGAUCUCGGGAGCUCGGGGCCGCGGCGCGCGCCGCCGUGGCGGAGGGUGGCUCGUCUUCCGGUGACUGGGCACGGCUGGUAUAUGAGCUCAAGGCGUUCCAUGGCCGCCACAACGAUCCACAGACGUACAAAUGACAGGUGUAAAUGCUUGCUGCAGACACAUGAUUCAGCAAACUACGGUACAUGUCAAGCAGCCACAGUUUUAAAUCAUAUGUGCAGAAAUGCCGCAGUUGAGAAUAGCAAAUUAGCAACGAUAGCAUCUAGGCAACGGGUCAUGCAUUGAUGUGGACACGUAAAAGUUUCAUCAAACAACAACAGUUCUAAAAAAAUCAUCAUAAC